Molecule: messenger RNA, 564 nt
Organism: Limulus polyphemus (Atlantic horseshoe crab)
Lineage: Eukaryota; Metazoa; Arthropoda; Merostomata; Xiphosura; Limulidae
Exons: 2
Coding region: 14-535 (173 amino acids)
Source: RefSeq, a predicted model, not a curated record
AACAAAAGGAAAUAUGUACACGAUUGGCAAACAGAUCAGCAAAAAUGAAGCAGAGACGCUGGUCAGAACAGUGGACGCAGGAGUUAUCCGAGCAAUGCAGAAAUCCUUCGCUUUUGUGUGCCCUCGAGCUUCUAUGGAAGGUAGUCUGGCCAGUCUUGGAAUACGAAAUUAUCACUUUGGCGAAGAACAGUUUUACAAAAUGUUCUACAGUUUUGCUGUUCCUAACGGCUCUCCCAUGAAGGAAGCUUUUGGUCAAAUAAUUACUAGACUAAACGAGAUGGGAAUAAUAAUGAAGUUGUACAAAGACGUGUUAGCUGAGCGCCAAAGAAAACAGAAGUUUCUGAGAAAAACCAACGUCACCAUUGAUCUAGAAACAGUAGAAACAGAAGGAGAACGAGGACCGCGUCCUUUACAUCUUCAAGAAUUACUGAGUGCUUUCACCGUUUUUGCUAUUGGGCAAACCAUGGCUAUGUUGGUGUUCUUUUCUGAAUUGGGAUAUUAUGGUUGCGACAUGAAUACAUAUUUUCGCUGCUAAAGAUCAUAAAAUCCAAUAUCUAUAUUGUA